Myripristis murdjan (pinecone soldierfish) is the source of this 2502-nucleotide messenger RNA. It is a transcript of the gene ywhag1, whose product is annotated as 3-monooxygenase/tryptophan 5-monooxygenase activation protein, gamma polypeptide 1. Bases 185 to 928 code for a protein of 247 amino acids. The record is from RefSeq and is a predicted model, not a curated record. NCBI's taxonomy places the organism in Eukaryota, Metazoa, Chordata, Actinopteri, Holocentriformes, Holocentridae. The transcript is spliced from 2 exons.
CAACCAGGGAAAGUGCUCGGAGGGGGAGGGGUGUCCCGUCGGCAGGCGCAGACAGCAGGCAGCAGCUGCGGCAAGAAGACCCGGUACCGUUACACUGCAAUAUAUAUUAAAAAACAAAAAAAAAUACAUAAUCUCAUUCUGCUUCGAAAAACAUAGGAUAGAAACACACUAACGACAUCUAAAAAUGGUAGACCGUGAGCAACUGGUGCAGAAAGCCAGGCUGGCCGAGCAGGCGGAGAGAUAUGAUGAUAUGGCAGCUGCCAUGAAAUCGGUCACAGAGUUGAAUGAAGCACUAUCCAAUGAGGAGAGGAACCUGCUCUCCGUGGCCUACAAGAAUGUGGUGGGGGCUAGGCGUUCGUCUUGGCGUGUCAUCUCCAGCAUUGAGCAGAAAACGUCGGCCGACGGUAACGAGAAGAAGAUCGAGAUGGUGCGGGUCUACCGGGAAAAGAUCGAGAAAGAGCUGGAGGCGGUGUGCAAAGACGUGCUGGACCUCCUCGACAACUUCCUGAUCAAGAACUGCAGCGAGACGCAGCACGAGAGCAAGGUGUUCUACCUGAAGAUGAAGGGCGACUACUACCGUUACCUGGCUGAGGUGGCCACCGGUGAGAAGAGGGCCACGGUGGUGGAGUCCUCCGAGAAGUCGUACAGCGAGGCCCACGAUAUCAGCAAGGAGCACAUGCAGCCGACCCACCCCAUCCGCCUGGGCCUGGCUCUCAACUACUCUGUCUUCUACUACGAGAUCCAGAACGCCCCCGAGCAGGCGUGCCACCUGGCCAAGACCGCCUUCGACGACGCCAUCGCUGAGCUGGACACCCUCAACGAGGACUCCUACAAAGACUCCACUCUCAUCAUGCAGCUGCUACGAGACAACUUGACACUGUGGACGAGCGACCAGCAGGAUGACGAGGGAGGAGAGGGCAACAACUAAGAGUCCAAAACCUCAUUCUGCCAAAACAACACAACACGCGCGCUCACAAAUGACGACAACAACAACAAAAUAAUAAUAAUAGUAAAAAGAAAAAAAAAAAUUAAAAAAAAAAAUUCUUAGAAAUUUAAAAAGGGGGGCCGGUGGAACAUCGGCGGCCACUUUUUGCCGAUGGUACUAACACGGCUGCUGUUCUUUAUUUUUCCACAAAUUAAAAGUGAAAAAAUGAAAAAGGAGGAGGGCAGACAAUUUUAGUUUGAGAAGUUACUUAUGAUUAAAAAAAAAAAAAAAAAAAUGAAUGAAACCCCCUCCUCGAUAGCCUCUGCAACAUUUGCCAAAAUACCACUUAGAAGCAAGAGGUAUGUCAUUCAUCACAGUGUGGCUGUUGGGUAAAGAUACCUUCACACUGGCAGAGACUGUUCUUAUCGCGCAAAUGAAGCUGAGCUGUCUUAUUGUAUUUGGUGAGGGAGGAGCAUUCAAAAAUUGAGUUCAAUGCUUGAGCAACAAGAAAAUCAGAGUAACCUUGAAUGUCAUUGCCUUGUUUAAUGUGAGAGAGAGAGAGAAAGAGAGCGAGAGAGUGAGAGAGAGAGAGAGAGAGCAAACGGGUUAUAGGAAAAGAGACAGGAUUCGGAGGUGUUGAACUACAUCAAGUAACUUCGGAAGUACCAACAUGGAGUCUUUAGGUGCACCACACAAUGGUCGUUGAGUGAAAAAGCAGGUUGUCUCUGUUAUUGAACAUACAUAAAAAAAAAAUGUUUUGUUUGCUUUGUGUCAGGUAUGUGUCCAGCUCAGUCACACAGUCAUACUGUAACUAAAAUACAAAUUCAUGAAGUAAACUUAGUGCAGCUUGUCCCUCUCAUGUGCUGAUGUGCUUUAUUAAAUAAAUUAACUGUUUUUGGGAACCUAAUUCUUAUUGUCAGUAUUGUUGUUACUAUUACAAUUUCUAUUGGCACCUCAUGUUUGUAGAAACUGAUAUGAUUCGCACAAAUAUGGGAAAUUCAAAUGUCGAAAACAAAAUUAAUGCAAAAUCUAGGUUUAGAGAAAUUGAUAAGACAACAAACGCGUCAGCCCUUACUCUAUAAUUAUGCUACUCUCAUAACAAUCAGUAGGAUCCCUGAAAUGGCACACGGUCACCUGGAACUACAUACUUGAUUAGUGGACUAAGUAUAAUUUGUGGACAGAGCACAUGCAAUGUUAAGUGGAAGAUCUAAAAGCAGAUUUGAGGUUUGUGGAUUUUCUUUGUGUUAAGUUUCUUAUUGGUCAAGAAAUGCACUUGCCUAUUAUACUGUUUCUUCAGUGUAAGAUGAUAACUGCUCCAAUAUUCUCCAUAAUACAAUAUUGUGCAUGCUGGUGAUGUAUUUAUACAGUAGCUUGAAUUUAUUAACUUAUACUGUAGAUGUUAUGUAUUCAUAUGAACAUGGAAUUACUAGACUUUAAUCGGGUUAUUUUCUAUUUAUUUCUUUUUAUUGGAUUGUUAGCUAGACCUUCUUUUAAUCUGUGUUUUCUUUACUCCAUUUGCUGAAGUACGCUAUACCAAAACAGUGAUUGUUAACAAUAAAUUGAUCUGUUACAGACAU